This is a messenger RNA of Sodiomyces alkalinus F11, 2998 nucleotides long. RefSeq lists its product as hypothetical. The record is from RefSeq and is a predicted model, not a curated record. The transcript has a single exon. Bases 321 to 2498 code for a protein of 725 amino acids. NCBI's taxonomy places the organism in Eukaryota, Fungi, Ascomycota, Sordariomycetes, Glomerellales, Plectosphaerellaceae.
GUUCUCUCCUUAAAGCAUAUCCCACAAGAUCUUCCUCCGGAAGCCAUCAGCAUUACAACUAAUCAACCAUCUUUCGAUUGAAAGGAGAACCUUCACCUUGCCAGCACCUCUUACUACGAUUUCUUGCCCCAGGAGGCCGUCAGAGGACUGUCGUGCUAUCUCCAAGCAUCAGUGUAAUACGACUAUCCAUCCAGUAAUUUCUUCAUCAAGGUCAGUCAGUCUGUUUGCGCGGUCCUCGCUCACUUGCUAUCCAUCACCCAACCUGUAUAUAUGCUAACGACCUCCCAAGCAUCACGAUAAACACAAUAACCAUCGCCCAAAUGCCCACGUCUUCGUCUGUCAAGGAAUCCCCCAAGUUCGCCGAGGCCAUGACGAGCACCAACUGGCGCCAGCCCGCCAAGCCCUCCUACGAGGGAAGCAGAGGCUUCAAGGUUCACAAGAAGCGUCACAGACAAGCGAUCUCCUCUGAUUUUAACCUUGAGGAUCCGUCUACCCAUCUGCGCUCCCCGGAACCUGGAGCUUCCCCUCAACGCAGUGCUAGUAGUAUCGGCUUCUCUGCUGAUUCCUUCUUCGACAUCUCCGAGGAUGCGAAUGAUUCCGACCUCUCUGACUGUAGUCUUUUCCACAGCAACGUCGGUAUCAUCAGUAGCAUCCCCGUUACAGCUGCCACCGCCGCCAGCCGCUUUAGAUCUUCAACUGAGCGCGCCUCGCGGGCUUUUGCCGACCACGCCCACCCCAGGGUUCAUGUAAUCGAUGUCGUCAUGGUCGACGACUAUUGCCAGGAAAAGAUGUGUCGCACCCACGAUGGUGAUUUUCCCAUUGCAGAGAUCGAAAGCAUCAGAGGCUCGAAGCGCUUCAAGGCAACAAGGGCCGCGGCUAAGAUGUAUGAACAGGAGAAGCAGGAGCGCGAGGAGGAGGCCAAGCUCCAAUAUACCGAGCAGGUCCAUCAAACUCGAACCACCCCUCGGAAAGAAUCUGUGCGCAGCCAAAACUGCUGUGGCCAAAAUGCCAUCGGCUCGACCGACAAGCAGCCGUUGUUCUUGGCUCCCCGCAAGCCCAAUAUUCGUUCCCAGGAGCGGCACAGAAGCUCGACCGGCAGUGCGGUGGAUGCAGACUCCACAGCCCAGGCCAUCAUGUCAGACUCGGCCGUUGUGAACGUCGGCGGGGUCAGGACACGCCCUAAAAGCGAUCCCAUAACCGAUCCCGAGCAGAAGAGACACCGAUACAACUGUCUCAUCGAGAAGUUGAGCAAAGCCACCAAGGAGAAGAAGAUCCAAGACAUGCUCGGCAUCGGGGCAUCUGUGUUGAGCGCUUCCUCAGACAUUCGACCAACACCGACCGGGCAAACGGUUUCCCGCCGAAACCACCCCAAAUCAGAUGACUCGGCCGUUGUGCUGGACAUGGACAGACCGUCUAGUCCUCGACCAUCUCCGACGGGCCUCAACCCGGCAGCCAAAGAAUUCGUUGCCCGUUCGACCACCGAUCUUGCGGACCCCGCUAUUGUCGGCAUAGGCAAGCCGGCCGGCGAAAAACAAGAGCCCGAGGCGACCGCGACGACGACGACGACGACGCAAAAGGCCGUGGUAGAUGCUAUGGAUAUGAUCGCCGAGUACACCAAGAGCUAUGAGAAACUCCAGGAGGUGGUGAAGAACACCAUCCAGAAAUUCGGCUUCCCCGGUCUUGUUGCCCAAGAGGUCACCGCCCCCCCUUCCCCAGCGACCUUUCCACUCCCUAUGGGCACUAUGGUACCUAGCAGGGCCGGUCCGGCCAUAUCGCCAGUGCCCUUCCAGGGAUACCCGAGUCCGCCGUUCACGCCUUCAUGCGGCCCCGGCGACCCCUCCUUCGCAGGUCUGAACGGCCUCCCGCCGCUGCCCCCUGGCCUCAGAGGUCCCAUGCUGCCUCCCCAAAUGGUAGGACGAGACGGUCCAGUCCCACUUCCCAUGAAUCCCGCGUUCCCUGGCGCCACAGGGUAUCCUGGUGGUCAAUUUAUGACCCCUAAUGGCCUCAUGCCGCCUCCUUGUCCUCCGGGCACCGGGCCCAUGCUCCCUCCUGGUCUUCUGGGACCUAUGGCAUCUCUGCCGCCACCUCCCAGCUACUGGGGACCCUUUGCCCACCCUCCCCCUGGAUGUGGCCCUGGUUUGAGGUUCGGACCUGGGCCUUUUGUACCUCGAUUGAGUCAUGAUGGCUUUGUACCUCCCCCUUUAAUGCCACAGACGUCCACGAGCCCGCCCGGCAGCGUCGGCGUCCCGGGCCCAGGUGGAAUUGGAAGCAAGCCGGUGCGCAAGCCUCGUGCCCCCGAUGCUCAAAGGCAACUGGAAUACGAGGCUCACAUUGAGUGGCGUAAGGCCAACGAGCCUGGGUACGCGCAGCUGUGCCAGGAAAGACAGAAUCGCCGCGCCCAACGCUCGAUGACACAGAAAACAGGUGGCGAUCAGAAAGAAUGUGUGGAUACCGCCGCUACAUCGACCGACCAGAAGAAGUGUCCGAAUGAAGAGUGAGCAACAGAGAAUAAUGGAAAACAACGAAUUAUGAUAGUAAGAUGGUAUGAUGUGUUGAAUCGCUAGGGAGCAUGAAAGAGAGGGGAGCACUUGCACGGCUUCCUCACGGGAAUGGGAAAGAUCGGAGGCGAGUGAGAAGAGAACAGGGAAGAGGGUCAGAUAUUGGUUGACUACUUCUCUCGUUCAAUGCACCGGGAGCACGCUCGCUGUAUCCUGUGUUCUUUGCUUGGCUUUCCGCAGCAACCACCAGAGAUGGUGAUGGUCGACAUAGGCAGCCAGUUGUUGAUACGGCGUUGGAUGGACUCAUGGAGAAGGGCCUAUAUCAUCAUUACAUAGACAGCCUAGCUUUCCUUCAUUGGCGACCUUUCGCUUCUUUGCCCUGUCUUCGUAGAUGCCCGAGAGGGAAUAUAAGUUUUUUCUUCUUCUUCCUUCUCUAGACGUGUUUGGUCCGCACAAUGGGCUCACGUCCCAGAGUGACAAGUUGACAAGUUCGAACGAUG